Messenger RNA from Drosophila kikkawai, 1594 nucleotides. RefSeq names its product Farnesyl transferase beta subunit (gene Fntb). The record is from RefSeq and is a predicted model, not a curated record. Gene Ontology annotation, biological process: protein farnesylation. Lineage: Eukaryota; Metazoa; Arthropoda; Insecta; Diptera; Drosophilidae. Gene Ontology annotation, molecular function: protein farnesyltransferase activity. Gene Ontology annotation, cellular component: protein farnesyltransferase complex.
UCACUAAAAACAAAACGUCGGAAAACCCUCAAAAAUUAUUUAAAUCGUUUUUAAUCUACCGUUGUAGCGUUCCAAUUGGAAAAUUAUACCAUACAAUGGCGUUUAGUAACUUUGAUUAGUCACGCAGCCGGUCACACUGGCCACUAGUCAAAUCGGACGAAAUUAGCUUUUGUUUAUUUCAUUUAAUUCAGAAAGCUUGUCGACGCCAGCAUGGAUCCCGAGGAGGAGCCGGUCUUCCGCAACUUUCAGGGCCUGAAGGCCCGCAAGUUCGACGACGAGAAGGUGUCCACGACCACGUCCCGCGAGCAGCAAAAAACGGAGGCCUCGGUGGAGAAGUGUUUCGACCGCUAUGACGAGCUGGUGUUCACCAACCCGCGCCUCAGCCAGAUCUUUCGCCUGGAGCACCAGUACUACUUGGACGCGAUGCUGCGCCGGCUGCCCUCCAACUACGAGUGCCUGGAUAGCAGUCGACCCUGGUGCAUUUACUGGAUCCUGCAGGCGGCGCAGCUUCUUAGCUUCACUUUCGACGACCAGACGCUCGACCACGUGGUGCAGUUUCUCAGCAAGUGCCGCGCUCCCACAGGAGGCUUUGGCGGUGGACCCGGCCAGUACGCUCACCUGGCUCCCACGUACGCGGCAGUAAACAGCCUGUGCAUCAUCGGAACUCAGGAGGCGUACCGUGCCAUUGAUCGCCCCACGCUGGUUCAGUUUCUGUUCAGUGUGCGUGACUCGGACGGCUCCUAUCGGUUGCACGUGGACGGCGAGACGGACGUUCGCGGCGCCUACUGCGCCAUAUCCUGCGCCAAGCUGCUAAACCUGCCCGAGCCUGUGAUCCGCGAGCUAUUCGCCGGCACCGGCGACUGGAUUGCCAAGUGCCAGACGUAUGAGGGCGGCUUUGGCGGUGCCCCUGACCUGGAGGCCCACGGGGGCUAUACCUUUUGCGGCAUCGCUGGUCUGGCGCUGCUCAACGAGGCGGACAAGUGCGACCGGCAGGCGCUGCUCCAGUGGACGUUGCGCCGUCAGAUGAGCUACGAGGGUGGCUUCCAGGGACGCACCAACAAGCUGGUCGACGGCUGCUACUCCUUCUGGGUGGGCGCCACCAUACCCAUCGCACAGGCCACCCUCUCGGGAGACGAUAAAGAGAUGGAGCACACCCUGUUCGACGUGGGAGCCUUGCAAGAGUACAUCUUGAUCUGUUGUCAGAAGCAGAACGGAGGGCUCAUCGACAAGCCCGGCAAACCCCAAGAUCUCUACCAUACAUGUUAUACUUUGAGCGGAGUCUCCAUUGCCCAGCAUUCAGAGUCCGCCAGCUGCCCGCAAGUCAUGGGCGACACCAUCAACGAGCUGCUGCCCACCCACCCGCUGUUCAACAUCCCACCAAAGUCAGUUGCAGCUGCUAGAAGCCACUUCAGCAAUUCCAACGACACCGAGUUCGUCGUCAGCGACGCUGACAUAAAGGCGGAGAAGAAGCAGGACAGCUAGGACGUCAUGCAACAGGUGGAUGCGGAUAGGGGUAUCUUUGCACUGAGACAAUGAUUUACACUACACAUUUUACGAACUACAAUUGCUUUAAUAAAAAUAUCUUUGAACUGUA